This is a messenger RNA of Ruditapes philippinarum (Manila clam), 4857 nucleotides long. Its product is annotated as RNA-binding protein RO60-like. Gene Ontology annotation, molecular function: RNA binding. NCBI's taxonomy places the organism in Eukaryota, Metazoa, Mollusca, Bivalvia, Venerida, Veneridae. Gene Ontology annotation, cellular component: ribonucleoprotein complex. The coding region runs from base 441 to 3185 and encodes 914 amino acids. The record is from RefSeq and is a predicted model, not a curated record. The transcript has 3 exons.
AUAUUACCACGCGUGUGAUAAUUACACAACACGGAUUUAUAUUUCAACACAAAACUAGACUUUUAACAAAUGCAAAAUACAUCAUAGAAUGAACAAAUCAGUUAGAUAAUAAGAUGCCUUUUACUUACUGUUGAUAUCAUAGAUAAAUAAAACAAAUGUGUGUAUGGUUAUUUAAUGAAUAGAAUGACUAAACCAUUAUCUUAUUUUAUACAACUAAAUUUAUAUACUUGAUAUGUCAUUCAAAAGUACCUGAACUGAUCAUCGUGUAAAAAUAUAUGUGUUCCAGUGUUGCCAUACCACGUGACCGCUAGGAUACAGAACAUGCGCAUCGUUUGCAUGCCAGAUUCAGUUACGUUUUAUCACCAUAUUUUGUGUACUUUACUGUUAUUUACGAAAUAAGCAGUACCAGCAAUUGUUCAAGCAUCAAAGAACAAAAAGUAAUGAUGAGUGACUUGAGAUGUUUAGAUCACUUUCUAUGGUCAGAUCAAUCUAAAGGAAGACAUCCGUCGAGCGAGAAUGCUAAAUUUAUAGACAAGUAUAUUGAGGCUGGAAAAGGAAAGGAAGUUGUCAAACACAUAACUGACUUGAGUUUGUGUGGUAGAACACCGCGACAGAACUAUUUGAUAUUUGCACUUGCCAUUUGUGCUAUAUCUAAAGAUCAUGACACAAAGAAACAAGCGUAUGAAAAACUCACCACUAUAUGCCGUAUUCCAACUCAUUUAUUUUUGUUUGUAAGUUACUGUAAACAAGAAAGCUUGAAAAGAUAUCAGUCAAAAGGCUGGGGUAGAGCUCGUCGUAGAGCUAUUAUUAAUUGGUACAAAAAUCAAGCGAAAGAUCCCGAAAGUUUUGCUAGACUUCUGACAAAAUAUAAAUCAAAGACAAGAAUGGUGCAAACUGACGGUAUGGCAGAACAGAAGACAGACGAAAAUACAAUUGAAACAAAAACAGACAAGAAGAAAAAGAGUACCAAGACAAAAAAGAGACCCGGAAAAACGAAGACAGAAGAACAAAAAAUGAUAACGAAGACCAAAGAGACAACGGCAGAAACGAAGAAUGAAGAAAGCAUACAGAAAAUUGAAAAAGAAAAUAAUACGGAGGACAAGAAGGCAGAUAUUACAGAAGAAAAGAAACCAGAAGAGAAAACGAAUACAUGUGAUACAAAUGCAAUAGUAAAGGCAAAUGAAACCAAGACAAACGAAAAGACAAAUAAAGCAAAGGCAGAAAACAAAGGAGCAGGGACAAUUGAUAAUUCACAGGAAACAAGGACAGGACAGAAGGAAGCAGAAUCGAAGAUAAUAAUAACUACAGAGGACUCGAUGACAAAGGGAACAAAACAAAAGGAAAAAAAAACAGAAGAGAAAACAGAGAAAACGAGGACAGAAGUAACCACACAGGAACCGAAGAAAGAAGAGAACACAGAGAAAAUAAAGAAAGAAAUAACUAAGACAAAGCAAAACACAGGAAAAACGACACAGGAUACGAAGAGAGAUAAAGCAAAUGAUAUAAAGAAAGGAGAGAAGACAGAAAAAGCGAAAUCAAAAGAUAAAAUAGAGCAAACUAAAAUAGAUGAAAGCACGCAGGAAACAAAACAAAACAAAAUCACAGAAAGAACGGAUACAAAGAAAACAAAGACAAAAGAGAGCGAAAAUGAAAUGGAAAUAGACGCAGAGAUAAAGAACACUUUAGAGGAUAAGAAAAAAAUAAAGAAGACAGAAGAAUCAUGGACAGAGGCAACACAUAUAGAGGAAUCACUGGCAGAGAGAAUGAAAAGAGAGAAAACGAAAACAGAUGAAAUAAAAAUAGAAACAAAUUUGGAUAAAACAAAGACAGAAGAGAAGAAGAUGGAGAAAACGAAAACAGUGGAAAAGGGAAGAAAGACAAACAGUGGAAAGAAGACAGGAAAGAGAAAAGAAAAAUGGUCACAUGCAAAACUGUUUAAAAUGGCGAGACCAAAGUUCAAAGACGAUGAUGAUAUGAAAGUCGUUAAACAAUAUAUAUUGUUUGGCUUUGAAAAAGCAAACACAUUUGCAAGAGAUCACGAAAUACACAGUGAAUUCAUUUCCAAAUUCUUGUCCUUCAUAGAAGUUGCAGAGAAGGCGAAAAGGUGCACAGAAAAGGAUCAGCUCGUGGCGCUUAUAAAGAAACAUAAGCUAGAACGAGAGCACAUAACCACACAAAUGAUGAAAAAACCCGAAGUAUGUGAAGCGAUAAUCGUCAAUAUGAAAGUAGGUGCAGUUAUACGCAAUCUCACUGUGAUGGCUUCUAAAGGUAUUUUUGACAAAAAGCCGGAGGUCAUUGAGAAAACAACUACGAUCAUCUUAAACAAGAAUGCGCUAAUUAAUGAAAGAGUACAUCCAAUCAACAUAAUAAUUGCUUUACAUAUGUACGAGAAGGGCACAAACGAAAUCAAGACUGAGAAAGACAAGAUAGAAAAGGAUGGGCAUGAUUCAACGAAAGCAACUCACAAACAACAUAUUAAUACAGGACAAUCGGCAGCGAGCUCAGCAGGACCUCAAACAAAAACAGAAAAGGAAAAAAGACUGAGCACGAAUGUUGAGUACCGAAAAUGGGAAGUAAACGCACGAAUCAAGGAAGCGCUAAACUUGGCUUUUAGUCGGCAUAUAACUGAUGCAGUAAAAGCUACUGAUAAACGGUUUUUACUUGCAAUUUCUAAAAGUAAAGAUAUGUUAAAAAAUUGUAGAGGUUGUCCCGCAAUGACAUGCCAACACGUCGCAGCUGCCAUGAUUAUGCUUACAAUUAACGUUGAAAACCAUUUCAAAAUUGUUGCAUUCUCGGGCGAGAAUGAGACAACGGAAGAAAUUGAUAUAUCAAACAACGAGAAAAAAUCAUUAAAUGACAUUUGUGAGAAAAUAGAAAAAAUCGAAACUAAUGGCAGCGAAGCAGAUCCAUCUGUUCCGAUACGCUGGGCCAAUAAAAAGAAAAAGAAAAUUGAUGUUUUUAUUCUGUAUGCCGGCUAUUUGAAAACAGAUUGGCAUCGCACAACAGAGACGACUCUGAAGAAAUAUCGGAAGGUAAAACCUAAUGCUAGGGUAAUCGUUAUCGGAAUGCUACGUAAUGACACAUCCAGCGCAGUUGAGAAGGAAAAUCGGUUUAUUCGUUACAUUGUUGGUUUCGACAAAAAGGUUCCAAUGUUGAUACAAGAAUUUGUUCAGGAAGAUUUAUAAUUGCAAGGAGACUAAUACAACUGUUACAGCUGAUGUGUUAAGAAAAGUAUAUACAUAAACGUAAAACGCAGAGCCUAAUGCUCUUAAUUAUGGAUAUCUAUUUCAAAGUUCUUACAAAACAUGUUAUGAAGAUAGAUUAUAUAGCUUACCAAAGGAAAUGAAGAUAUACUAAAACAGAAGACAUCGUGUGUAGACAUUUUUACUCCAUGACUUAAGAAGUUUGAUUUUGAUGUUUAUCACAAAAAUGAUGGAAACGCAUGUUAUUUUAAAAAAUAUCUUGGAGAUAAUCCUUUUCAAUAAAUGUCUAUUAUUUUUCUUGAAUGGAAAGGUCUCCAUUAUUUGUAAGACCUGUAACAUGUUUGUAUACUAAAGUCCAAUCAUCUGUGACAAAGAAAUAAAGACAUUAAACUGCAACGCAAUAAUUUCAAGUACUUCUUUCAUUAUCUGAUUAUUUCCAGUCUGCAAAAUACCCAUGCUCUGAAAAAGGACAUUUAUCGGCAAGAAUCACAAAAUUGAUAUAUCAAAUUAAAACAAUUGCAUAUUAGCCAACUAGAGAAAAAGAAAGUACAUGAACUCGUAUAUCAUUCUAUGCAUAUCGCAAUUUGAAUCUCAAAAACAAAAAUUUUCAAAAAAAAAAUGAUAAUGCACACAGAAAUGAAGAAGUGUAUUUUAAGUGGGAAAAAGUCCUCGUAUAUGUCAAUUCAAGAAAGAAUAAUUGACACUUGGCCCCUUCGCGGCCUCGUCCCUAUGGUCUGAUACUCGGUAUUUCUCCCUUAUUUAAAACAUGCUAUUUAGUCUUAUGUUCACAAAUACUCGUAAAUAUAGGUAUAUUUUGAUAUGUUAUAUUUCUUUCUUAAAUAAAUUAAACAAGCUUUAUAAGAUUAAUUCUUGUAAAAUAAUAUAUAUUUUGUAACAUGUAAUACAUUUUGUAUUUGUAUAUAAAUUAACAAUUUAUUUCAGGUAUCAAAAGUACGUUUGAAUACCUUAUUGGUUUUUCUGAUUUUGUCGAGCUAUGUUAGUUCAUUUUUUCUUCAUAAAUUUUUUGUUGUUUUUUUCUACUUGUUGUAUCUUUUUAUUUUUUAUACAUUUGUCAAAAGACAAAUAUGUAGGAUAUAUGUCUUUUGUAAUCAUUGAAUUUUAAAAAAGAAAAAUGCCAAACUAUUUUUUUUGUAUCAAAGAAAUAUGUGUGUAUACAUGUAUGUUCUAAAAAGCGAAAAGCGCAUGCGUGCAAGUCAUUAUUUCUAAACAGGUAAAACUCUUAACUUAAUAAGCAGCAAAAUAUUUGGUUUUCCUACGUUGUUUUCGCUAAAGUAAAAUAUUCUUGCGUGCUCAAAUUGUAGAAGUAUUCUUUGUUACAAACCCUUUCUAGACCCGACCAUAAAAAUUCGAAUACAACAUUAUUUUACUUUUCAAACAUGUAUAUUUUAUUUAAACUAUUAUACUUAAUACAUGUAGAUACCUUUGGAAAGUUGAGUUUUUAUAAUAUUAUUGUAAAAGUACUAACUAGUUAGAAAUUUAAGUAUAUUAUUAAACAUAAAUACAGUCAGAUACUGUGUUUUCGUUAACACCUUUUGAUAUUUUGGUCUCACGUUUUUAAUUUGCUUCCUUCUAGCACAUAACAUUUAUAUGUUACAGAAAUUUGGAUUUAAUUUAAUAAAUCUUAUCAAAACCC